This is a messenger RNA of Neltuma alba, 1299 nucleotides long. Its product is annotated as UPF0481 protein At3g47200-like. The coding region runs from base 41 to 1234 and encodes 397 amino acids. Lineage: Eukaryota; Viridiplantae; Streptophyta; Magnoliopsida; Fabales; Fabaceae. The transcript has 4 exons. The record is from RefSeq and is a predicted model, not a curated record.
AGCUCACCAUUUCUCCGCUGCUCCUAUCACUAAAAACAUAAUGGGGCAAGCAGACGUAACCGAAGGAUUCAAUAACAUCACAAUCGAUGUAUCGGAUUCACUGGUGAAAAGCCUGGAAGACAAAUUGCAGAAGCUUCCUCCUUUGUCCAGUAAAUGCAGCAUUUCUAGAGUUCCUGUUCUUCUACGAGAACGAAAUGAGAAAGCCUUCACUCCUCGAGAAAUUUCAAUUGGUCCACUUCAUCACAACAAUGGAAGCCUCAAACACAUGGAAGAACACAAACUGAGGUUACUAAGGGACUUUCUGUCACGAGCAAAGGUAAGCCUACGUGACUGUGUUGAACUUUUGGAGAAGAAAGAAGUGUAUCUACGAAACUGUUAUGCAGACCCCAUUGAAUUUGACAGUGACAAGUUUAUUGAGAUCAUUCUGGUAGACUCCGCUUUCAUUCUUGAACUAUUCUUCAGAAAUAUCUCAGGUAAUAACCAGUUGCAGGAUCAGUAUGAUCAUUUUUUGGCGGCCCAUGGAAGCUACGACAUUCCCAGAAAGAACGAUGUUCGGCGUUCAGCAAUCAUGCUAACCUACGAGUUCUUCAAAAGGAAGUUGAAUCUGCUAGAUAUGGAUAACUUCAAUGUUGAGGAAAAAAAUUUGUUAUGUCCCUCGAGUUCUUCCAAGCAAAAACAAACUAAAGUGCGUGACUAUGCCGAGGGCAACGAAGUUACGCGAAGCUGGAGUGAAGUUCAGGUGAAGAGCAGUGGGAAUCCAUUUGAUAUCAAAUUCAAAGAGGGGGUGUUAGAAAUCCCACGGUUGAGAAUUAAAGAUGACACAGAGAUUCUUCUGAGGAAUCUGAUUGCAUACGAACGUUGUCACUUGCACGAUAAUUAUGUGAAUGACUUCGUGUUUAUCCUGGAUCGUCUGGUAGAGACACCGGGUGAUGUGGAGUUGCUGACGCAUUGUGGGGUUAUUGAGUCAAAAUUAUCAGGAACUCAACAAGUGGCUUCUCUGAUGAAUAACCUUUGUCCAGGAGUAACCAUGGCGAGAAGAAGGUUCUACUUCUCAGAUCUAUGCGAGGAGGCGAGUGAUUAUUGCAGAGUGCCUUGGCAUAAAUGGAGGCUAACUCUGAAAGAGAACUAUUUUAGUAAUCCCUGGGCCAUCAUCUCUGUGGUUGCAGCAAUUUCCCUUCUUCUACUCACCCUCGUGCAGACUGUAUAUGAAGUUAUCUCCUAUUAUUUUAAGUAGAAGGUGUGAGCUUCCCUCCCUAGGAUCCAUCAAUUACGUACGAACAUGUAUGUGUUUGUGCCUCU